Messenger RNA from Dioszegia hungarica, 6717 nucleotides. RefSeq lists its product as uncharacterized. Lineage: Eukaryota; Fungi; Basidiomycota; Tremellomycetes; Tremellales; Bulleribasidiaceae. The transcript has 13 exons. The coding region runs from base 1 to 6717 and encodes 2238 amino acids. The record is from RefSeq and is a predicted model, not a curated record.
AUGUCCGGCCCCGGCAAGACCCCCGGGCAGAGGGAUAUCCUGGCCCACACCCCUCUCUUCAAACCGACCCCCUCCGGCUCCGCAUCUUUGAGUCGCCAAUCUCUGCCGGCUCCAUCUCGCCAUGCUGAUCUUCCUCCGACGACUCAGCCCUCCCAACUCAGCGGGAGCGGGCAUGGAGCUGCGAGCGGGAGUGGAACUGGCGAAAAGGCGAAGAAGAAGCGGAAGCGGAAGCUAGAGGGGCGGCACUCUCUGGCUGGUGCCCUGGGGAGGGAGGUGGAUGAAGCAUCGCGAAUCAGGCAACCUGAGGGGUCGAGUGGUGGAUAUGGCCGAAGAAGUAGCUUCAUGGGAGGAAAUGCAGUCGCUGGGCCAAGCCGACUCGGGCAGCAUGUGAUCACUGCGGAGUCUGAUGAAGACGUGGAUAUGGGGGAGGAUGUUACUGCUCCUGUAUCAGCGGGUCCCCGUGUUCCGCUUAUCGGAAGCCUGAGCCAUGUCAAUGCAGAAGCUGGACCGAGUAGGCUCGGUCCGGCGCUCCUGCAGCAACAUGCGUCGAGACCUUUCUCUCCGAUUGUUCCACCUCCCCGAUCACCCAAUCAUGAGGUCUCAUCCUCCCUGCGCCUCCUCAGCUCCUUGACCGGUUCAGCGGCCACAGGAUCGAAGGGUAAAAAACGAGCCCGCGCCUCGGAACCCUCCGCCCCACCGCAAGGUCCCCGGACAUCCGGUCCUGCAUCACAUCAAAGUCGUCGGACUACCAUGGACCCUCCGCGCCCUGGUCAGACCACCGCGGCAUCGCAGAUGACCAGGACCCCCUCGUCCGCCUCGGUGACAUCAUCGUCGACGGUCAAGGUCGUUGGCGGUACGCGGUAUGUCAAAAAGCCGCGGAUCACUCCGCUCCUUGCCGGGACGCAGGGGUCGAUGGCGGAUAUGCCUAUCGCCAUUGCGGACUCGGACGACGAGGAUGCGGAGCCGUCGGCUGCUACUGUCACCGUCACUGCACGUGUAUCGGCGGCGAGUGCUGAAGCGCCCGGAAGACCCCAACCAUUUGCUUCUCAAUCCCCGCCACCUACACGCAAUCCACAUACACCCUCACAACCCGCUCCUGCGGAUCAAAUUCGGUCGGAGAUCCGCCCUUUGGCCCGACCGCGCUCUGCUGUGGCUACCUCGGCCCUACCAUCCGAAUUCGUCAGACCUCUCCACGUCCCACAGGCGCAAGCGACACCUUCCACGGCGGCCUCCUCUUCGGGGACUGCGUCCAAGAACGCAUCGAGCCUCAUCGGCCUACUCGCUUUGCGUCGGGAGCAGACCGCGUCUCAAGUAGCUGCGGUACAGCCCGCCGGAACCCAGACCCCGUCAACUCGGUCCGGGCCGACAUCUACCGUCCCAGCACUGCCUUCAGUGGAGCUGUCUCCUUCAGUCACAUCCGGUCCACCGGCGAGUGUGUAUGUGCCUACCACACCCUCCAUUCCUCUCGAGACCGAUCAAGCUCAGGCGUCACCGUCUUCCCCCCAUCCGCGCCCACUGGCUCAACGCCACGUCAUUCGCGACGCGACCCAGGCAGCCAUCGUGGCAACUCAGCAGCUCUUUCCCGCUCCCAACAGCGUGGGCUCCGCGGAGGUUUCACCGGCCAUCCACGCCACGACUUUAGCUGCGGCUCUAUUCCGCGCUUCAGCACAGGUCCAGGCCAACCGUAUAGCCGAAUCCAAGCUUCGUGCGGCGCAAGCGGUAACCAGGAAGCGCUACCUGGCCGUCUUCGGCAGCCUUAUCGACCGGGUAUACGUCAUGCAGGCGCACCUGAACAACAAGGCCAGCCAGGACAGCCUGGAGCUCGAAGAGGCGGUCGGGACGCAGGAGAUUCUGCACGACGAGGCGGUCGAGCGGAUCUGUGUCGAGGCGGAGCAAGCGCACCAGCUGGAGACUGGGCGCAGGCGUCAGGAGGUUGAAGACGAGGCUGCUUUGCGGGAAGCGAGAGCGGCGGAGGUGGAAUCUGGGCGGAGGAGGCGGAGGGAGGCUCUCGAGCGCGAUCUCGACGACCGCCUGGCCAGGGAAAAGGCGGAGAGGGAGCGCAUCGAGGGAGAGCCAGAGGCGGCGGAAGCUCGAGUGGCGGACGAGCGACGUCGGGCGGUCGAAGCCGCAGCGGCCGAGAAGCGAAAGGCGAAGGAGGAUGCUCGGGCGCGAUCAGCCAGAGCCGAAGCGGAAAAGGAGAAGGACAGGCGGGAGCAAGAAGCUCGCGAGGCGACGGAUCGCCAACUUGCUGCCGAAGCUGCUGCUGCCAAGCAGAAGCAGGAGGAGCUCGUCGUCGCCGCUAAGGUCAAGGCGAAGGCGAAGGCUGAGAAGGAGCGCCUCGAGGCCGAACGUCGAGCGGCUGAACAACGUCGUCUUGAUGCUGAGGCAGAAGCUGCUCUGCGUCAGAAAAGUGCGGCGGGACCGACAAGAGACCGCGCGCCAUGGCACAACCAGGUUCAGCAAGCGGUUCUCGUUCUACACGAGACCGAGUACUGGUCCAUUGUUGAUGCGACCAGGAAAAGCACCAACGUUUCUGCGGCGCGAGAAGCCUGGCAUCGUGCCCAAGCCACCGUCACGGGGAUCUCGCGAGAUCGUCUCGGAAACCUCCUGAUGACGGCACACGACGAUGUCAUGGCAAAGAUCGAGUAUGCUCGUCUGAGCGGCGGUGCCACGCUCGACGAUGCUACGUCUGGCCGACUCUGGGGAAUCGCACUCGCGACCGUGGGCAAUUCGCGCAACUCCAUCGACCCAGCGACUGGGACGCCGCACUCUGAAGACGUGCUGGCGGCUCGGAGUCGAGCAGAACUGGCACGGUGCGAGACCUUCCUGCCGCGAGGCUAUCUCCAAAUGGCCACAGACGCAAUGGAGCAGACGCUGCUUUCGGACGCCGCAGCUCGGACGGCCAGCCUCAAUGCUAGGCGCAAGCGAGCUACAGCCGUUGAGAUGGCUACACUUCGCGCCAUCCUCCAGCCGCCGCAGGCCGCUUUCCCGCAGCAGCGCCAGACCACUGCCGAUCCCCCGAGCAAGUCCCCCGGACCAUCCGCUAGGAAUCUCCCGUCGCGGAGCCAGUCGCGCGAUGUCGCUUCCCCCGGAACCUCGAUUGGUUCCACGGCGCUCUCAGAGGUUCGGAAGGGCAAGAAGCGGCAACUCGAUGAGGUCGACGGCGGGGCCGAGCGUCCCCAGCAGCAGGUCCGCUUGGAGGUGGAAAUCACGAUGGAGGCAGGGAGAUUUGAUAUUGAGAACAACUCUUCUGGGGACGUACUGGCGCGCAGACAUGGGCUGAGGCCCGCCGGAACGAAUAAUGCUGUUCCGACGGCUUCCAACGUCGUUCGGAUGUUCCAGCCGCAGUCAGCGCUUGAGCAAGAUCCUGUCCUGGCACGGCCGGCAACUGCUUCACUCAACACUGCCACGGCCUCUGCGCCAUCGGUCAGGAAAGCGGUCAAUGGCAAGUCUCAUCGUCUUUCCCCUUCUACAGCUACGCCGGGCGCGGGGCCCUCUCGCAUCUCCACCACUGGCACCUCCAUACCGACCUCAACACCCAGUCAGCAGAUUGGCGUCCAGUCAGCUCCAGGUCCGGUACUGCCUGCAGCUGCCACUAACGCCACUGAGCGAUCGACCUCAGCGGAUCAGAUGCUUACUGCUGCUGGCGCUUCCAACAUCUCCGCGGCAAUUGGUCAAACCCUCAUUACUGCCAUCUCUGACUCUCCGGCUAUGCCAUCUACGCCUGGCCGGAUCCCGACUUCAGAUGCCAACGCCGAUAAAACCCCCGCGCCGGUUCAUGCUCAGCUUGCAUCUGUUCCCGCGGAAGCGACAGGGUCCCCCUCCGUAAUUCAGCGGCUCAAGGCUCGGCAUCUUCGUAAGGAACCCGGCACGCCCUCGCAGCGCGAAACGGAGACUGCGCAAGCACUGGCGAGGGUCACGGAGACAGUACAAGCGCUGUACGGGCCGGCAUCACCCGUCGUGGCCUUGUCGCCCUCUGCUCGUGCCUCGGCCGCCUCGCAGCUGCCCCGGACCCAGCCGCUCCCGCCAAGCAGGCUCGGACUGGAGGCGGACAGGGGUGCCGGUGCUGGUGCUCUCAACGCCACCGCAGCCUCAGGCUCGAGCUCGUCAUCGGCGUCGCGCGUCGCUCCCCCGCGGGGUCCGUCAGGCUCUAUUCCGGCACCAGGUGAUGCACCCGAUCCAAAUGCAAGUGCCCUACGGGCGCGCCGGCGCGCGUCCGCACCCCUACUCCCUGCCCCGCCUGGCGCACCUCCGACCCCAACGACCAGCUCUGUGCUGAACUCGUCAAGUCCACCGCCUGGUGACGCACCAGCGGAUGUCGACGUACAGGACACGGAAGCGGACAUGAUAGUCGCCGUGGAGACCCACUUCGGCGAAAAUGACACGCUCCGCCCUGGGGCCGCUGCGCCGAUCCCCUCUUCCUCGAGAUCGCAAGCGCCGACGCUGCCCCCGUCAGCCUACAUCAAUGCCGGCAAUAACAAUCCCUCCGCUCCUCAGUCUGCCGCCACCCGGAGGUCAGCACGGGAUAGGCCCACCGUAAACUACUCAAUCCAAACCCCAAGCGAGUUUUACGAACUGGCGGCGAGGCGCGGGGCGCAACAGGCUGGCCACCUUCGCGCCCAAAAUCCCCCCACUCCCUCCGCCACCGAAGACGCUUCGACCAGCUUUGGCUCGCCUCCUCCCUCUUCUCCUCCUCGCCGACCGAUAGGACGCCUCGUCCUCCGGGCUCAGUACAACGGCGAUCCUGUCGACUCUCUGAACCCUGCGAACGAGGCGGGCCAAUCUCGCCUGUCGUUGGCCGAGCGAGGUGCCGUCUCCCCAAAAGGGGACGUCAGAGCAGAGACCCUGAAGGCGUAUGGGAUGUUCUGUCCCAGCAUGCUGGGUCGAAGGGACAAUAAGUGGACGUCAUGGUCUACUAAGAUUGUCCCGGGUACCCUUCAUGACCUCAUGUGGGAGUUGGACAUUCUCUUCGCGGGCGACAACAGGGAGAGGCCGUUGUUGCGGCGGCUUGACGAGGAGGUCGUGUGGGGCGAUAUGCGCGACAUCUCUGACAAGCGGCGCUUCGUAUUCUGCUGCUGGAAUCGUUAUACCGUUGAGAAAGGCACACUCCGGAAAGACCAAGCCGCCCAAUUCAUCAGAGGCUGGCUGGACAAGUACGGAGAGGUGAUGCGCUUCGGCGGGAUCGAUGAGGAGAUCCUGGAUCACCUGCACAUCCUUGCAGUGCAUGGUCUCAUCCAACCCCAGACCUACUUCAACGCAGCGCAAAACUGGAAUCGCCAAAUGCGCUAUUACCGCAAGAUGAAGGAGUGUCCGCUUCCCUGCGACGACGACUUCUCGGAUGCCGAGGAGUUCGUUGUGAAGGGAUCAAUCAGGCUUAGAGAGUUCGAGGAGGGCGGGCGUUGUUAUGAGGAGGUGUUGGAGCGGGGAAGGGCGAGGGCGGAGGGGAGACCGCCGGUCUUACCUGAGGAAAAACCAAUACCUGUCGGCUCCUUGGACACAUUCAGCGAUCGACGUCGGUCCUCCAAACUCGGCCGGAGCAAGCAGGUCGGAGUGGAGAUAGCGGUACUGCGUGCACAGCGCACAGGCCGCCUGUCGGGGAUGAGCGCGACCGGUGACGAGGCGGGGAGGGUCAGGCAGGCUUCUUAUCUUUCUCGAUCUUCCUUGAUUUCACCAUCGCUCAUCAUCUUUCUCGUCCAUCCCGCACCUGCUCCAGGCUCCAACAGACAAGGUAUAAUAGACUCUUGCCUUGAAACAUCUUCCCCCCAGUACAGUUUUGAUAUUCCUUGGGCCGUGCGCGUGGACCUUUGGAUCAGCUCGCAUAUUGACUGGACGGGAAACGCAACUCGACCAAACGCGCGCAAAGCCCAAGCGGGAAUUUUCAUCUGGGAAUUCGAGGGUACUAGCUGGACCAGAGAGAAUAGAGCAUCCCAAAUCGCUCAGUCACCGGUACCAAACCAGCUCUCCCCUGUCACCUCUCCCCAUACCCAUACGAUGGACAUGUACCCAUACGUUCCCCCUUCCCCUUACCAAGCCUCGGGCUCCUCGUCGAAGCCGAAGCUCGUCCACCCCCGCUCCUUCACCGCCCCGUCCUCGGCGACCUACUCCCCCUUUCCCCCCUCACUCACUACCGCCGGCCACGCCUCCUCAUCCCGGAGCAUAGCCUCCUCUCCUGCUACCCCUCUCGGCACCCCCUACUCCUCCAGCUCGUUCAACACUGGCAAGCGUCCCAAGCUCGCCAAAAAGGCGACCUCUUCCUCAGCCGCCAAGCAGCGAGGCGUACAGGCGAGCCUCGAGGCGCAGGUGGACAAGUACAGGGGAUGGCAGGCAUUCUUCCUCCCUCCCAAGCCUGUUCCCAAUGGACCGCCAUGCUCCCCCGUUCUUGGCGCAACCCGGCCGGCGGGGACGCACGGGGAGAUGGAUACCGGAGGGGACGACUCGGACCUGUCCCGCUCAACAUCGAAUUCCAGCAAUCAUCCUCAGCAACACUGCGCGAUGGGACUUCCGAACGGGUUCGGGACGGAGGCGAUGCAGCUUCAGCUGCAGAUGCAGAUGCAGUUUCAGAUGAGGCAGGGAGAAGGAGAGGGGGAGGGGCAAAAGGGCAAAGGAAAGGCGGUGGAAGGAGCGAGGGACAGGGAUUACUUUGGGCGAUGGACCAAGGGGCCGGAACAGUGGGUGGAGGACGUGGAUGUCGAGGCGAUGGACCUGGAUAUGGAAUGA